This is a messenger RNA of Sander lucioperca (pikeperch), 2617 nucleotides long. RefSeq names its product thyrotropin receptor-like. Gene Ontology annotation, biological process: G protein-coupled receptor signaling pathway. Gene Ontology annotation, molecular function: thyroid-stimulating hormone receptor activity. The transcript is spliced from 11 exons. The record is from RefSeq and is a predicted model, not a curated record. The coding region runs from base 92 to 2329 and encodes 745 amino acids. Lineage: Eukaryota; Metazoa; Chordata; Actinopteri; Perciformes; Percidae. Gene Ontology annotation, cellular component: membrane.
CCAAAAUCCAGGACAGCCCAGCCUCUUUCUAAACCUCUCUCACUGUGCAGCGUAACCUGGGAGGCUCCACCACUGAAUCUUCACUCUUACAAUGAAGCUUGACUUGAAUCUACUUUUUUUCAUUAUCAGUACUAUCGAGGUCACUCUCCUUCUGGAAUAUUGUCCAACUCAUUGCCAGUGUGACUGGGACAUCUACAGUGUGUCAUGUUUUGGAGCUGAGGUCAUGCCCGUUUUCCAUUCCAACACACAUGAGGUGUGGCUUGUGGGGAGCAAACUUUCUUCCAUCCCUCAGAAUGCAUUCGCCAGUUUGGCCAACAUUUCUCACAUAUACAUCUCUGAUGAUGAUACUAUAAGAUAUCUUGAGAGGCAUUCUUUCCACAACCUGCCCAGACUCACCCACAUACAACUAACUGGUAUUAAAACACUGUCAUACAUUGACCAAGAGGCAUUUAAAGAUCUACCUAAUUUAAAGUACCUUGGGAUCACCAACACAGGUCUCACCUCCUUUCCUGGGCUACAAUAUAUUAAGUCCAGCCAAGAUGAUUUUCUUUUGGAGAUAGUGGAGAACGUCUUCAUACAAGUUAUACCUGCUAAUUCUUUCACUGGAAUAUCUGAGAAUGCUCUUACCAUAAUGCUGAAUAGCAAUGGUGUGAAAGAGAUCCAGCGCUAUGCCUUCAAUGGGAGCACACUGGAGGAAGUGUAUCUUCACAGGAAUGUGAAUUUGGAACGAAUAGAUGAAUUCGCAUUUUAUGGCGUGAUUCACGGCCCAACGCACUUAGACCUUUCAGAAACCAAAGUUAGCUCUUUGCCUUCAGUGGGUAUGGAGACCAUUGAAAAGCUCCAAGCUAAAAACACUUGGGCCCUCAAAGUACUGCCCCCCUUGAGAGCCUUUCGCCAUUUACAGAGUGCUGAAUUGACCUUCCCAAGCCAUUGUUGUGGUCUCAAAAUGUUGAAAAGGUGGACAGGACACUCCGAGGCAGUUAUUUGCAACCUGACCCGGACUGCUUUGGGAAAGCUGCAGGAAUCCUCUGCUGUUCUCUCUCAGGGACACAAAAUCUACCAACAUCUGAAAGACAGCUUUGGUCUCCAAUCUGCUGUCAGCAGAAAUCACAAUCAUUACUACAACAGCCCCAUUUGCCCAACCGAACAGUCUCAAAAUGAGGGUUUGUUUCAUGUGGAAUUACCUACAGAGAAUCUCAAUGAAGGUUUUGACUUUGCACUGUGUGAUGAACCUCACACAGAUAAUCAUGGACUCUUGUGCACCCCCCUGCCUGAUGCCCUGAACCCCUGUGAGGAUGUGAUGAGUCAUGGCUUCCUGAGGGUGUUGGUCUGGGUGGUCAGUCUGUUAGCCAUUUCAGCCAACUUCUUGGUGAUGUUCAUCCUGCUGACUAGCAGACAGAAGUUGUCCGUUACCCGUUUCCUCAUGGGUCACCUGGCGUUUGCAGACUUUUGUAUGGGAAUAUACUUACUGCUCAUUGCAUCUGUCGACCUCUACACACGCUCAUAUUAUUACCACUAUGCUAUUGCCUGGCAAACAGGAGGUGGCUGCAGUCUAGCAGGGACAUUAUCAGUGUUUGCCAGCGAGCUGUCUGUGUACACAUUGACUUUAAUCAGCCUUCAGCGCUGGCAUGCCAUUUUCUACGCAAUGAGGCCAGACAGAAAAAUGAGGUUACGCCAUGCUGCUGUGCUGAUGCUCGCCGGCUGGUUGCUGUGUCUGAUCCUAGCACUGCUGCCGGUGGUUGGUGUGAGCAGUUACCAGAAAGUGAGCAUCUGCUUACCCAUGGAAACUGAGACAAGUGUUGCCCGGGCCUAUGUGGUCUCUGUCCUGAUGGUUAAUGUCAUUGCUUUUAUGGUGGUAUGUUUAUGUUACAUCCACAUCUACUGUAUGGUGCACAAUCCCCAGCACCAGUCCAGCAGAUGUGAUACCAGCAUGGCCAAACGCAUGGCUGUUCUAAUUUUCACUAACUUUCUGUGUCUGGCUCCCAUUUCCUUCUAUGGCUUGUCUGCAGUUCUCCACCAACCCUUGAUGACUGUCACAGAUUCCAAGGUGCUGCUGGUGCUUUUCUACCCUCUCAACUCUUGUGCGCACCCAUUUUUUUAUGCUAUCCUGACAAAGGCAUUUCACCGAGAUAUCCUGAUGUUUCUGAGCCGGAUAGGGCUGUGCCAGCGGCAAGCACACCUCUAUCGAAGCCAACUUGUUAGUAUGACUCCCUACGUAUACAGAGAGACAAUGUCUGCCCCACAGUCCAGCCAUCACAUCCCAAAAUGUUCAAGUAGAAGAAUUACCGGACAACAUGAUACACCAAAAUUGCUUUUUAAAUGUGAAUAAUAAUUUUUCAAGCAUUACUUGUACUUAUAUAUACAUUUCCUUGUAAAUACCAAUUCACACAAUCUAACCAUUUCACAGUAUAUCGUGGCCUUCUAGAAUUUGUGAUCCAUUCAUUUUUUUGUAUCUGUAUUCCUGGAUACCUCCAGUUGUUUGCUGUUCCAAAAUAAUUAUCCAGAUAUUAAUCUGCAAGUAAUGACAGCAAAGAUUUGGCUUCAGCUGUUGGGGAAAGAUUAGUGGGAAUGUGUCUAAAACUGCAUAGGAAAUGUAAAGAUGAGGAGAAUUCGGAGA